Phaeodactylum tricornutum CCAP 1055/1 is the source of this 3243-nucleotide messenger RNA. RefSeq lists its product with no specific name. The transcript is spliced from 2 exons. Lineage: Eukaryota; Bacillariophyta; Bacillariophyceae; Surirellales; Neidiaceae. The record is from RefSeq and is a predicted model, not a curated record. The annotation marks the transcript as partial.
GCGUAUCUGUUUACUCGGUUCGUUCGCACCCCCACUCACAGUCAACCUCGGGUCUUCCUUUCCUACCUUGCCGUGUCUGGAUCGCUGGAAUACGUGACCAUCACAGUCAUUCUCUGCUGUUCGCUCACUCUGCUGUUCACUGUCCGCUGGAUCGAUCGACAACACAGCAUUGCGCCGCCUUGGUAGUUCGUACACAUACAUACAGCAUGGGCAAUAUGGUUUCCAACGAAAGAGGAGCUACGGGCACCGGUACCAGUACAGCCAUCCCCACCCGGACCAACCAGAAAAAAGCCUCGGCACAAGCCGUUCAACCACCUCCCUUGUGGAACGAAUCCUCCAACAAACAGUCCUUCCACCUCGAUUCACCCGGCUCGGACUUGUCCAAUCCUUCGCAGUUCCGACACCGCCACCGUCACACCGUCAGCAACAGCAAUAUUCAUGGUCAAGCGCAAACACCGCUUCGACUGCGGCGUCGGGCCUCCAAGGUUGUCAGCAAGUCACACAUCGCCACCAUGGAAUCCUCGCUUCCGUACGGUGAUUACUCCAAACGGACCAGUUUGCCCCCGCCUUCCCAGUUUUAUUUUGGCGCUGGCUUUGGCAACGUCGAUAACGCCAGCGCCAGCUUUCUCGAGGAUCGCGACGAGCAAGACUUGCUGGACCCAAGCGCUCCCGAAAUGGCCGUCUUCCGCCGAUUCCGGUUGGCGGCCAACACUGCCGGGGUGGGACGAAUGGAAGAGGACGCCGCUAGGCGUCGGGAACAGAUUCUGACCUCGCGCCAGCAACGCAAAAUUUGGUUCAAAUCGCGUCGCAAGGCUUUGCAGCAGAAGGCUCGUCGUGCCAAAACUAUGCUUUCCGCUUGUUGGGAAGAGCGACGGGGUAUGUGCAUCGUCAUUCCCGACGUGCAGCACCCGCAAGAUGGGCGUCCCGAGGCGGCAUCCUACCCACCACACGUUGCGGUAGACUCCAUCACCACGGACCCACUACGCCGGGUUUCGUCUACCUCUCGUCGCGUUUCCGAGGAACCCCCCAUCGUCGACGGUACUGGUCCGAUGCAGUUUGAUCCGCCGCAAGUCCGCGUGCUGGAUGAGAAUCAGCAGUCUCGCAACUUUGAUUCGUUUUACGACGAACUGACCGUCACGGCGGCGCCUUUUGCGCCCGUGUGGAAGGAGACAAAGCAGCCCAAACACGACGAACACUCACGGGUACCCGUCGCUGCCGAGGUUCCAUUUUAUUUGUACGAUCCCCAACGUAUUUUGGAAGGAAUCGUCGACUCCUCCGAGUCUCCGACGACCGCCACAACGUCGACGAAGCUCCAGCAAUCGCGCCGUCGUACAAGUGCGAGGUACGUGGAUCGUUCGGCGUCCCCCGUGGUCGCACUCUUUUCCGACGACGACGAAGACCAGUACGAUCGCAUCGGUGAUGAUGACUACACCACCAAGAGCAUCGAGACCAGUGACAAAUACAAGACCGAGAAAGACGACGAUAAUGACACCAACAAGACUCCAUCUUCAUCCAAAACCCUGUCAAAUCGGUCGUCACCCUUUGACGAAGACUCGGUAUCGCAAGAACCAGCGGAAACGCCCAACGACGAAAACGCUUCCGUUGUGACUCCGUCGACGGUCCAGGACCAGCCGAUAGCGGUGCGUCGAUCCUCUACACAGUCUUGUUUGGACCGUGAAAGCAUUGAAGCCAACGUCCAGCAACAAAUAGACCAGCAACAGAAGGGCGUCGCCGUCACGCAGAAACACCAAACGCGACACCGCCCGAGUCUUGCAGAACGGGCCGAGGAUCUGGGAAGUUACGGCAGUGAUCCACCCCAAACCAAGGCCCGAGCCGUGACGCAGGCGACAAAAAAGGGAGAUGCUCCUCUAGAUCAAGCCACAACCCGAGUAACCGCUCCGGAGUCCCGCAAGCCCGUGGUGGGGCAUACCAGUACCGCCAGCAUUCGAGUGGCCCGCACGUCGGAAUCAACGGAACCGAUCCAAACAGCGCACGCCGUUGCAGCCAAGAAAUCAGGCAAGGUCGAGUCAGUCCAACCGAAGCCAGCCAAGACAGUUCAACCGCAAGAAUCCCGUCAAUCGUCUUCUUCCCAGAACUUGCCCAUAUUGCUCCAGCUGGCGGGGUGGAGAGCACCCAGCGCGACAACCAACAAAGGGCAACGGAACAGCAACGGCUCAAAUGCAUCUACUUCGACUGCAGCAGGUGUUGCCAAACAGCCCAACAACAUUCCCAUCUUGUUGCAGCUUGCUGGUUGGAAGACCGAAAAUACAAAGGAUAAACAGGGCAUCCAGAGACUAACUCUUACGGAAAAGCAGCUCUCCCAAGGGCCCCCGGGCCGACGUAGUAACGUCAUGGCGACGCGAACGGUUGCACCGACUCGGCGUCGUCAGAGUGCGCCACCACUGUCGGCCGUUCCGAAAGACGGCAAUCGGGCUUCCAAUCGAGAAUCGAGCGCCUCUGAACCAAUCUUCCGGAAAGGAACAACAUCCCAAAUCCAAAAGGAGAAUCAGGGUAAGAACAUUGCCACCAUACUGCAGCAAACGUAUCCAAUUGCGACGGCCUUCUCUAUGGAUGCGAUCCAUGACCUUCAACCGGCACAGGUGCGUUUUGAUCCGAAUCACAUUAAGAAAACUGCCAAGGCGGGAUCGCGCCCGCUCUCCACGGCUGUAGGAGUUGUUUCAGUGAAUGGAUCAAACGAGAUUAGUACGGGGCUGAAAAGUCCGGCGGCCUCUUCAACGUGCACUACGGAAACACCUCUGAGUCAAGGAUCUAUUCCCAUACUGUCAGAGGAGGCUAUGGGUAACGCGGCCUUCUUGUUCUCUCCCAGUUAUAUGGGGAAUGACAAGGCAUCCUCAGAGCAAAUGAGAUUGGCACCACCAGCGGGAGUUAUGCACCGUGAUCACGCUUCUUCCUUUGCCUUGUCAACCUUCGAUUCCCGCUGUCGUGUUUCUGGAUCUUCCCUCUCGACCAAACCAGUCGCGAUUCGUCCCCUUCACAAUGUUGUCGACGACAGUGGCAGCAACCGUAGCUAUCAUACCAACAGCAAGACUGUUUGGAGCAUUGAUGAGGCUCCCAAGGAGGGCAGUGACGUCGGUAAACGCAAUAGCAGUAUAACAACGUAUGACGAUACCAUGCGAGGAAAGUUUGCGAGCAAGGAAUCACAAAAGUUUGAAAUGCCACCAAUUGUUCAUGCACUCUCGGAUCUCACUGAUACGACUGGACGGGAGAGUGGAAUGGGCACAA